CGAUCUAUUUUUACAAAUUCGCUGGAUUCGGCGAUCGAUUUGUCGCGCAACGUGCGCAUUUUCCCAACCCCCAUAAGAAUUUUCCUUCAGUUCCCGACCAUAUUGCACAAACAAUUGCACAAAAUCAACCCUUAAUCAUGCCCGGCUCGAGAAAAAUGAUUUUGAAACACGUCAUGUCUGGAAUUUGUUCAAAAAUGAACCGAACCAAACAACUGCCUUCCGACGUGAUGGAGACUCCUCUCAACCGCUGCCUUAACACUUUCGACAUUACCUUAUUGGGGGUGGGCCAUAUGGUGGGGGCGGGAAUUUACGUCCUGACGGGCACCGUGGCCAAGGAUAUGGCCGGGCCUGGAAUAAUCCUCUCGUUUCUUUUAGCAGGACUGGCGUGUUUGUUGUCGGCCCUUUGUUACGCGGAAUUUGGGACGAGGGUCCCUAAAGCCGGCUCUGCCUAUGUCUACACCUAUAUCAGCAUAGGCGAAUUCUGGGCCUUCGUCAUCGGGUGGAACAUCCUCCUGGAGCACAUGAUCGGCGCCGCGUCGGUGGCUCGCGCUUGGUCCGGCUACGUCGACUCCCUCUUCGGCGGCGUCAUCAGCAACACCACCAUCUCCUUCACCGGCGAACUCCACGAGCAACUCCUCAGCCGCUACCCCGACUUCCUCGCCUUCACCGUCUGCAUCGCCUACGCCCUCCUCCUGGGCAUCGGCGUCAAAGGCUCAACCAUGGUCAACAGCCUCCUCACUGUCAUCAACCUGGCCGUGAUGGGCCUCGUCAUCUCCGUCGGUUUCUACUACGCCGACGAGCAAAACUGGACCUCCCAGCGUGGAGGCUUCCUCCCCUACGGCAUAGGGGGCGUCAUCGCCGGCGCUGCCACGUGUUUCUACGCCUUCGUCGGGUUCGACAGCAUCGCCACGUCGGGGGAGGAGGCCAAAAACCCCUCAUUUUCCAUCCCUAUGGCUACGGUACUCUCCAUGGGGGUUGUCACUCUUGGGUACAUUCUAGUCUCAGCAGCCUUGACUCUUCUAGUGCCCUACUACGAGAUUAACCCCAAUGCAGCCCUUCCGGAGGCUUUCAGUCACGUGGGGAUGCACUGGGUCAAGUAUGUUGUCUCUCUGGGGGCUAUUUGUGGCAUGACGACCACACUUUUCGGCUCGCUAUUCUCRCUCCCWAGAUGCAUGUAUGCAAUGGCAGUUGAUGGUCUCCUCUUCAGUUUUCUCGGCAACGUCAACUCGAAAACKCAACUUCCGCUCACUAACCUCGUCAUUUCCGGCCUAUUCUCAGCCCUCAUUGCCCUAUUAUUCGACUUGGAGAAACUAGUCGAGUUUAUGUCAAUUGGUACUUUACUAGCCUAUACUAUAGUCAGUGCUUGCGUCAUCAUUCUGAGAUACAGACCGACCUAUGAGCCAGUCAAACCCGCCUCAACUCCAGCCUCAGAAAUUUCUGCUUCUACCUCAGAAUUAACCACACCUGGAUCAGAAAUAGUGACCCUAGUUGGCACUUUACGAGUCCAGUAUAGUUGGCUGGGGCCAAUUUUCGGGCACUGUGAACCCGGCUCAGUGGUCACAGCUUCAGUUUUUGUCUAUACGACAUUCAGUGCUGCCCUCUGUAUCCUCUUUCAAGUCUCCUCGACRGACCUUAAGAACGGCAUUUGGUGGACUAUAAUUCUAGCKAGUUUCUUCAUCUUCAUCAUGGUYGCAUCCCUGAUGGUCAUUAUUGCCCAUCARCAGAACACCACCGGGUUGAGAUUCAAAGUACCAAUGGUACCAUUAAUGCCCGCUUUGAGUAUUUUGUGCAACAUCGAGUUUAUGGUCCAUUUGAAUGUCCUAACUUGGCUCCGGUUUUUCGUUUGGAUGAUUCUAGGAAUGUUGGUCUAUUUCUUGUAUGGUAUCCAUCACAGCAAGGAAGGUGAAGGCAAUUCGAGUUAUUCCAUCCUGAUGACGUCUUCGGAAGCUGUGAAGGAGAAAUGGGGCUCCACUACGAAAACUAARUUUAAAGGAGCUUUGACCAGAAGGAAAUCGUCAAAUGGCGAUCGAAGUGCCAUUAUUGAUGAGGAGGAAAGUACCGAGUAGGGGAAUUAGGAAUAGGAUAGUCAGGGAAUUUUUUUUGCUUUAAUAAUAACUGGCAUAUCGACGAAAAUUUGUUUUCGCUGGUUAUUCUGUUGGACACAUUGAAAAUCAAAGCAUAGAGAUAUUUAUUGUAAAUAUAACUACAUUGGUGUUAUAAUAAA
Messenger RNA from Tribolium madens (black flour beetle), 2224 nucleotides. RefSeq names its product cationic amino acid transporter 4. The record is from RefSeq and is a predicted model, not a curated record. Bases 138 to 2066 code for a protein of 642 amino acids. Gene Ontology annotation, cellular component: plasma membrane. Gene Ontology annotation, biological process: transmembrane transport; amino acid transport. NCBI's taxonomy places the organism in Eukaryota, Metazoa, Arthropoda, Insecta, Coleoptera, Tenebrionidae. The transcript has 5 exons. Gene Ontology annotation, molecular function: amino acid transmembrane transporter activity.